AUGUGGAAACACCGUCCCCCAUCGCGAUCCGAUUCAAAGUCUGGCACCGUCGAUUCAGGCGAGCGUGGAUUCUUUGGCUGGUCGAAGAAGAAGACUCCGCACUCCUCUGCGCGUCCGGAAUCCCCCGCUCGUUCGCCUUUACGGCCCUUUCGCUCCUUUUCUCGCUCUGAUCGUGCAGAUACCGGUUUUUCAAGCUAUACUGCUGGUUCGCGGGCUCGCGCUCCUUCGUCCGUGACCGCUGAUUCCUAUUACUCCGACGUCCCCAGAUCCACCGCUCAAUUCAGCGCCUACUCCAACCACACCGUCGCCCGGACAGCUUCGCACGAGACAUUUAACAAUACACCUGUGGGGCCAAUGGCGGGAUUGAUGGAUGUUGACCGCAGUCGCACGCGGCGGGAGCGCACAUUCGUAGGCAGCGAAUGUGCUGUUUGCGAGGAGCCGCUGGAACACACUCUGCGAGGGGAGCGUGUGCUCCAGUUCUCGUGCGCUCAUGUAGCUCACGAAGCUUGUUUCUACGAGUAUUUGCGCGAGAUCGAGGGUCAGUACUGUCCGACAUGUGAUGCGCCAUUGGGACUUGACUCGACGCGAGGGGGGAAUGUGCUAGACAUUGUGCGCUCCGUGAACAGUGAUGCGAUGACCCAGCGCAGCGGGUUGACGACACCUACGCCUUGGGACUCUGUUACUAGCCGGCAACACUCGGUAAGCGAGGCUGGAAGUCGCCCGUAUCCCACAAGCGACGCGGGAAGUCGACCAUACCCUCCGAGCGACGUGGGAAGUCGGCCGUACCCUCAGAGCGAUGCUGGGAGUCGGCCGUACAACCGCGACAGUCGAGAUACGUACGGCAACCGGCGGGAUAGCAAGGACACUGGAAUCCAACGUGAGCGAAUUGAGCGUCUGGCAUCAGUGUCCCGCCAUCAUUCUCGUAACGGUAGCGCUGCUGGGUCGUCGGGCGAAUAUCACGAGGGUCGCCGUCAUGACUAUGACGUUCAAGCUAUGGAAUCCGAUCUCAGCCCUCGCACUACCCAUAUUACUAAAAACCCUAUUCCGGCACCUACGGUGACGAUUCGCAGCGAAUUCCCUACAGUCAAUCGGUCUCGCCAACAACAGUCGCUCACUUGCUUGAUUACGGUCGAAGUGCCGGAGGGGAAUUGGUAUCCAGACACCGACGAUCUGCGCACGGGCUCAACGAAGGAUGAACCCUACCCGUCUCGGUUCCCGUCUGUACCGGAAAAGUUUGCUCCUUUCGAGCCACAGGAAAAUCUCAAUGAGAUCGCCGAGGAACUGAGGGCAAAGGUCGACAAUUGGCAUGGCUUGGAGUUCCAACGGUUUGGCAAACUUCGCUUGCAUGGCCAUAUGCGAGUGGGCAAAGAUCGCGAGUCAUGGCAGGAUCUGGAAUGUUACCUGUUCCAUGAAAUGCUCAUUUGCGUCAAGGAGAAACGAGUACCGGACCACCACUACGACCCGCAGAUGGUGAAACCUCGUCCACGAUACACCCUCAAGGGAUCAAUCCUGAUCAAAAAGCACUUGAAACAUAUCGAAGACGUUGCUGAUGAACCAAUCCUUACCCUGCACUUGUCCGUCAGCGAACUUCCGUGCUUUUAUCUCCGUUUUCCCAAUCGGAGUCAGCUCGAAAUAUGGCGCCGUGCCCUUGAGAAUAACAAUCUUGAAUCUCUUCGAAGCCCCGAACUUGAUUUCGAUCGCCACUCUGGGAUGGAAGAAGAUGAUUACCGCACCGGCAACAUGAAACGACAAGCAUCGCUGAACUCGUCGCAUGGCGCGGCGCGCUCAAACAACACCGCCAUCACGGACUACACGAACAUGGGUGUGGAAGGCGCGCUGUCGCCAUCGAUUCAUAUCCCAGUCGACAUUGUUGUAGUGAUCCCGGUUUCGUCCUCGAUGCAAGGCUUGAAGAUUACCCUUCUUCGCGAUUCUCUCAAGUUCCUUGUUCACAACCUUGGACCGCGUGAUCGGAUGGGACUGGUGACGUUCGGAUCGAGUGGAGGAGGUGUGCCCUUGGUUGGGAUGACGACAAAGUCCUGGGGUGGAUGGUCCAAGAUUCUCAGUUCUAUCCGACCUGUCGGGCAGAAGAGCUUGCGCGCGGACGUGGUCGAGGGGGCUAACGUAGCCAUGGAUCUGUUGAUGCAGCGGAAAUCGUCGAACCCGGUGUCUAGCAUCCUACUAAUCAGUGACUCGUCCACUUCCGACCCUGAAAGCGUGGACUUUGUCGUGUCGAGAGCUGAAGCUGCCAAGGUCGGAAUCCAUUCGUUUGGCCUUGGAUUAACACACAAGCCGGAUACGAUGAUCGAACUGUCGACGCGGACAAAGGGGUCAUACCUUUAUGUGAAGGAUUGGAUGAUGUUGCGGGAAUGCGUUGCUGGAUGCCUGGGAGCCAUCCAAACAACGUCACACCAAAAUGUGAAGCUGAAGCUGCGACUCCCAGAAGGCUCUCCCGCCAAGUUCGUCAAGAUCAGCGGCGCACUGCACACAACCAAGCGAGCCACCGGUCGGGAUGCCGAGGCUGCGCUUGGGGACCUGCGGUUUGGCGACAAGCGUGAUGUUCUCGUACAACUGGUCAUUCCGCCCGACAACGUGACCCACGAAUCCGCGCCCCAAGAUCCUUGGGAGAGUCUGGUGUCCGGGUUGGAAGCGCUAGGAGGCGGAUCGGACGGGGAUGACCAGCGUAUCCUAAGUGUGGAAGAAGUUCCCUUGAUCCAAGCUGACCUGACGUACGGCGACCUGCUUCGCGACGGUCAUUUGCAACACUCACCGCGCCCGUCGCUACUGGCGAUAACUAUGCUCCCGCCAAACCCCCGAUACAAGGGCGCCAGACCCUCAACACCGCCAAUUCCUCCUCACCCAUCAAUUGUUCAACGCCGCAUGGAGCUUCUUACUUCGGACAUGCUGACGCGCUCCCUGACGCUCGCCUCACGUGCGCAGCAUGAUCGAGCUCAACACUUGUUGAAUGAAACCCGAAGUAUCCUCAAAGGCUUAGGCAAAGGCAGCCUACCACCUCUCCCUCCUCCAGCAUCGAAGGGCUCUGCUGAACCCGAAUCACGCGGCCAAACCCCCACCUCUGACUCGCCCAAAUCCUCAACCUUCGCCAGCCACUCCUCGGCUGCUUCGGACGCUGCCACUAUUACUCCUGUGGCGGCAGUUGAUGCCCACACAAUGACGGCCCUCGAUGGGGACCUGCAGGCUGCUUUAGAGUGGAUCAACCACCCGGCCGUCUUUGGCCGUGACUCGCGCAAGGCCGUACUGCAGAGUAUCGGUGUUAUAUCUUCACAGCGGGCCUACACUCUCCGCUCACCGUCUGAAGCGCACUGGGCUCAGCGGAUUGCAGGCGUGCGCCGUCUGAUCGAGCGGUCGAAAGACUGGCGAGAAACCGGUGACGACGCGUUGACCGAAGAAUAG
Messenger RNA from Aspergillus mulundensis, 3411 nucleotides. RefSeq lists its product as uncharacterized. NCBI's taxonomy places the organism in Eukaryota, Fungi, Ascomycota, Eurotiomycetes, Eurotiales, Aspergillaceae. The coding region runs from base 1 to 3411 and encodes 1136 amino acids. The transcript is spliced from 6 exons. The record is from RefSeq and is a predicted model, not a curated record.